This is a messenger RNA of Fopius arisanus, 851 nucleotides long. It is a transcript of the gene Ptth, whose product is annotated as Prothoracicotropic hormone. The record is from RefSeq and is a predicted model, not a curated record. Bases 36 to 575 code for a protein of 179 amino acids. The transcript has 5 exons. Gene Ontology annotation, molecular function: prothoracicotrophic hormone activity. Lineage: Eukaryota; Metazoa; Arthropoda; Insecta; Hymenoptera; Braconidae.
AGUGUCUCGAACAAGUUCCUUCCCGCAGACGAAAAAUGAAAAGUUUUACCAUCUACAUUGCACUGGUAAAUUUGGCAAUUAUAACCGAUGGACGACAGUUCAACUUCGAUCAGUGGUCGAAGAUGAUCGAUCCGGAUGAUUCGCUGGGAUUUCCAGAUGACUGCAUCACUCAAUCCUGCAAUGACCUGUACGAAGAGAAACGGAGUAGAGGUUUUGAAGGAACCAAUCAAAUGAUGGCUGCAACGGGACCCUAUCAUUUUUCGAUUGAUCCGUGGGAGUGGAUGUCGUGCCCCUGUGAGACUGCAUAUAUCAUUGAGGAUCUUGGGUCUGGGCAUUACCCCCGCUAUCUCUCCCGGGCCCACUGUGUCCACAAAACUUGCCGCAAUAGACUGAAUCCAUGCAAAUUGCUGGACUACAAGGUGCAUAUUCUUGAGGAACGUGAUCCUAAUGAACCGAAUGAUGGACAGUACAUAGAACAGGCGGUAUUACCCGAACCCCUUCGCGUCCAAUGGCAAAUGAAACCAGUGACAAUUGCUGUGGCCUGUGUCGCUGUCACCGAACGGAGAAAAAAUUGAUAGCCUCACUCGCUGAAUUAGUGUCGGAGCCUUUAGAAACUGGAACUUGGAUUGCAAUUUCGUCAUGAUAACCACCACGAGAACUUGUCCGAUAAUGAAUAUCCACAAGGAAAUAUUCAGGAAUGAUAUCAUCAUUAAUUUUUCUGAUGUUUUGGUUUCCUGGAGCUGUUGCAAUUUCUCUCCUCGUAAAUUUGACAACUUAAAAUGACAAAAGUGUCCCAAAACGACUGAUUUUCAAUGGAUUAUUACUACACAUCUCUAAAGCAAAAAAAAAUG